This is a messenger RNA of Ceraceosorus bombacis, 318 nucleotides long. NCBI's taxonomy places the organism in Eukaryota, Fungi, Basidiomycota, Exobasidiomycetes, Ceraceosorales, Ceraceosoraceae. The record is from the annotation of a GenBank genome assembly.
AUGGAGGUCAAACCAUCCAACGUGGCUCCUCGCGGCAAGGAUCCGGCAAUUGGAGUGUACUACAAGCUUGCCCUCUUCUCCUUCUUCAUCUUUGCCGCUCCUCUCACAGCCUACUACGUCUCCAUCACUCACCUGUCCAAAGAUAACACGACAAUCGCGGGAGGCAUAGCAGCGUUGGUGGUCAACAUUGUCCUUGUUGCCUACAUCGUCGUGGCUUUCUUGGAGGAUCAAGGACCGGAACAGGCCACGCAGACCGACGCUAGGAGAGUCGAUACAUCCGCAGCUGCUGGCAAGCAGGAGUACAAAAAGGACAAGUAG